This is a messenger RNA of Epinephelus fuscoguttatus (brown-marbled grouper), 1668 nucleotides long. It is a transcript of the gene acat1, whose product is annotated as acetyl-CoA acetyltransferase 1. The coding region runs from base 106 to 1368 and encodes 420 amino acids. The transcript has 12 exons. Gene Ontology annotation, molecular function: acetyl-CoA C-acetyltransferase activity. Gene Ontology annotation, biological process: fatty acid beta-oxidation. NCBI's taxonomy places the organism in Eukaryota, Metazoa, Chordata, Actinopteri, Perciformes, Serranidae. The record is from RefSeq and is a predicted model, not a curated record.
AUAAACCCCACAGAAGAAGAAGAAGAAGAAGAAGAAGAAGAAGAAGGACGGAACAACAAGAAGGUUAAGACAGUGUUAAUUGUAUGCGUCAUCUCCUGGUUCAAGAUGUCUUCCAAUGGACUUUUAACCAUGCGUGCUGAGAUCUGCAGACGCUUGGCUCACAAGUACCUCUCAAGAACCUACACAUCUCGCCCUUCACUGAAUGAGGUUGUCAUUGUCAGCGCAGUCCGUACUCCAAUGGGCUCCUUCAGAGGCAGCCUGGCAUCAAUACCAGCCACCAGACUGGGCUCCAUUGCCAUUAAAGGAGCCAUAGACAAAGCAGGGAUCGCUCCUGAAGAGGUGAAGGAAGUCUACAUGGGCAACGUACUUCAGGCAGGAGAAGGACAGGCCCCCACGAGACAAGCCUUGCUUGGAGCAGGCUUGACCCUCGGCACUCCAGCAACAACCAUCAACAAAGUCUGCGCCUCUGGGAUGAAGUCCAUCAUGAUGGCAGCUCAGAGUCUGAUGUGUGGACACCAGGAUGUGAUGGUGGCUGGCGGCAUGGAGAGCAUGUCCAAUGUUCCUUAUGUAAUGUCCAGAGAGACCCCAGCCUAUGGAGGAGUGAGGAUGGAAGACCUUAUUGUCAAGGAUGGACUCACUGAUGUCUAUAAUAAAUUCCACAUGGGCAACUGUGCAGAAAACACGGCCAAGAACAGCAACAUCACCAGAGAGGAGCAGGACACCUACGCAAUUGGUUCAUACAGCCGCAGCAAAGCAGCAUAUGAGUCUGGCGUGCUCGCAAAGGAGAUCGUACCAGUUAGCAUUCCCCAGAAAGGCAAACCUGAUGCGGUCGUGUCCGAGGAUGAGGAGUGGAGGCGGGUUGACUUCAGCAAAGUUCCCAAACUGAAAGCAGUGUUCCAAAAAGAGAAUGGUACGGUGACAGCAGCCAAUGCCAGCACACUGAACGAUGGAGCAGCUGCUCUCGUUUUAAUGACAGCAGAGGCCGCAAAGAGACUCAGCAUCACUCCACUGGCCAGAAUUGUCUCUUUUGCUGAUGCUGCCGUUGCACCCAUUGACUUCCCCAUUGCUCCUGCGCUUGCUAUACCAAAGGUUCUGGAUGCAGCUGGGCUGAAGAAGGAUGACAUCACCAUGUGGGAGAUCAAUGAGGCCUUCAGUGUGGUGGUGCUAGCUAACAUCAAGAUGUUGGACAUCGACCCUGCAAAAGUCAACGUCAAUGGGGGAGCUGUGUCACUGGGACACCCCAUUGGGAUGUCUGGGGCGAGAAUCGUGGGUCACAUGGUUCACAACCUGAAGUCAGGCCAAUAUGGGCUGGCAGGCAUCUGCAAUGGAGGUGGUGGAGCUUCUUCUAUUCUGAUCCAGAAAUUAUAGGACAAAUUUAUAUAUCAAGAAUCUUCUCUCUCCUUGAUACACUCUGUGUUAGACUUUGUGUUCACUACCAGUUGACUCCAAAUGGUUGAUGUUAAUGUAAAUUCCCUUUCACUGUCAAUAAUUCUUCUUCUUUUACAACUUUAAUGCUAGUGGCCUUACUCAAACAGCAAAAUAGGACUGCACAAACAUGACAUCAUGAAUCAAGUGUUUAAAACACUCCUUUGUUUGAUAAAACAUACUGUGCAAAACAAAGAUCAGUAUUUAACUGUAAAAUGAAAGCAAAAUAAAUAGUUUUUGGAA